GAGGCCGCUCCCCCACCUCAGUUCUCAAAAUAUCUACUACUCUCACUCCUUGCCAAAUGGACCCCGAUCAAAUUCAGAAAUUAUUCCAAGACCUACAAACAGAGGAGAUUCAAGCAGACAACCCCUUCCCACCUCUGUAUUUGACCCAGGACCAGGAGUUCUUCAUCAUGGUCUCGGCUAUCAAGCACGUCAUCUCCGGCGCCAAUUUGGAACCCAUCCGACCUUCCACGUCAUCCUCAUUGGCUUCCUCCAGUGGGACCAAAGCGGAGCAAACCGUGAUAUCGCUUCCAGAAGCCGACACGUGUCCGGUAUGCAAAAUCAACGGCUGUUUGGGAUGUGAAUUUUUCACACUAACCACUAGCACUAGUGGCACUACUGACACCACUGAUGUCGUCGCUGGUGCUGAAGGGGAGAAGAAGAAGAAGAGGAGGGAGAAAAAGCUGUACAGGGGAGUGAGGCAGAGGCCGUGGGGGAAGUGGGCAGCGGAGAUUCGAGACCCGUGGCGGGCUGCAAGGGUGUGGCUGGGCACCUUCCACACCGCGAAGGAGGCCGCCAGGGCCUACGAUAAAGCUGCCGUGGAGUUCCGAGGAGCCAAAGCUAAGACCAAUUUUGCAUUGUCUGACUACCAAUACGAAUUGGAUAGAGCGCUCGAGCGGUCAAAUGCGAGAGACAAGGCGAAGAUGAAGAGCAAAGUCGAGGGAACUUGUGGUGAGACAGUAGCGGCAAGUAAUGAAGCAAAUGAGUUCUGGGCAGGCAUAAUGGAAGACAGUGAGCUUCGAGAUUUGCUGAUGAUGGAGUUUCCAUAGCGCUUACGACUCUGCAAAAUUUGAUGGAUUGAAAUUCGUAAUUCACAGCUUCACAACGGAACUUAUUCAAUUUAUUUUUUCACGAAUAAAAGUUAUCAAAUUAUAAAAUUUGUGAUGAACCCACGCGUGUAGUGUAGACUGUAGUGUAGACUGGAGACAAUUAAACGGGACUUAGAUCAGAUUGCUAUUGUUUCAUUCUUUGGUAGAACAGAGUAGCUAUUGUUUUCUGCUUCCUUCUGGGAAAAAUGAUUUCUUUGUUGUUGUUGUAUCUAGAAGGUGUUCGAGAA
This is a messenger RNA of Camellia sinensis, 1093 nucleotides long. Its product is annotated as ethylene-responsive transcription factor ERF109. NCBI's taxonomy places the organism in Eukaryota, Viridiplantae, Streptophyta, Magnoliopsida, Ericales, Theaceae. Gene Ontology annotation, biological process: ethylene-activated signaling pathway; regulation of DNA-templated transcription. Gene Ontology annotation, molecular function: DNA binding; DNA-binding transcription factor activity. The record is from RefSeq and is a predicted model, not a curated record.